Mercurialis annua (annual mercury) is the source of this 860-nucleotide messenger RNA. RefSeq lists its product as uncharacterized. Lineage: Eukaryota; Viridiplantae; Streptophyta; Magnoliopsida; Malpighiales; Euphorbiaceae. The transcript is spliced from 2 exons. The record is from RefSeq and is a predicted model, not a curated record. Bases 11 to 733 code for a protein of 240 amino acids.
GGCUGCAGCCAUGGAAAACCCUAAACUGAACCUAAAGCUCAUCAUCAAUCCAAAGGCUAACAGAGUCUUAUUUGCAGAGACUGAUAAAGAUUUUGUUGAUUUCCUGCGCAGCCUUUUUUCUUUGCCUUUAGGUAUUGCUAUCAAUCUUCUCAAAGACGCUCCACCGUUUUCCUCCAUACAAACUCUAUACAAGAGUGUUCAAAAUCUGAAAGAUUGUUACAUGCAGCAGCCUAACCACAAAUAUAAGGAUCUGUCUGAUGCAGAUCCACAACAAGUGACAUCCUGUAAGAACACAAGGUGCACGAAGUGUGGACAUGUCAUGGAUAAUCCAGCGACUGUGAAGGGAGAUAUUAAAUACAUGGUGAUGGAUGAUUUGAGUGUGUCGCCAAUAAUCUCCAUAGAAUCUUGUUUUGAUAUAUUAAGAAAAUUGAAUGCCAGCGACGUUGCUGCUCUUCAGACAAGGGUUGUUGAGGUUGAUGCUAUUGAGGUUGUGGAGUUGUUGAAGGCUUCUCUUGAGUCGAAGGAAGUUCUCACAAAUGUGUUCCUACUUUCUAGUAAAAUGAAGCACAAGAACCCGAGAUUGACAGGGACUGAGCUAGAGCCGACAAUAAAAAGGUUUAAUAUCUGCUCACUUCGCCACCGUUAUGUGACUGACCAGAUAUUCACCAGGUGUCCGCCCUGCUUCUCCUGUAAUAUGGAUAAUGAAGUGAAGUUUAUAGGAUGCUUGACCUAAUUCUAUUGAGGGAGGUGCUGUAAAAUAUCAUUAUUUCACUUUCCAGUUAAUCAAUGAACAAACAACUGAAUAUUAUUAUAGGGAGAACUAAUGUUCCUAAUUAUUCUUAAUAUAUUGGGUUAAAAUA